GAGAGCUGAGGCGCUGUGGGAGGAAAAUGUUGAGGGUCGUGCGAUCUAGCGGUGGAAAUGUGAACUACGUCGAAGGAAAUCAGCGAAACAGCGCGCAGGUUUGGUUUGAUUAUCGAUUAAAUCUACAAUCCCCGGAGGAAACAUGGGGAGCACAUCUGUGAUAGCACAUGUCGUUGCUAAAAAUUGGAAUAUCCAGGAUAAUUUUCAAAACAGAUGAUUAUUUGUCUGGCAGUAUUGCAAUGUGUGGUCGCAGUGAUGUCAAUGAGGGGACCCCACCACCCCAGAGGCCACUAUCACUACCAACCUAAGGGUAAUAAAAAGUUGACUCAAGAUACGGAGGCUCUGCAAGAUGUCGAGCACAUAAAAGAGGAUCUGAUGAAUGUAAAUCCAGAAGUAGAUACCAGUAAGAUGACGCCUGAGGAGUUGGAAUUCCAUUACUUCAAGCUACACGACUUCGACAAUAACACUAAACUGGAUGGUCUGGAGAUACUGCACGCUAUACAUCAUUCAACCCAUCACGACCACGACGACUCUGAAGAGAACCACGGAGACAACCGGCACAAGUCUUCCGACCUCAAGGACCGCGUCGCACCCGACAAAUACCAGUCCACGGAUGAUGAUAUGCGCUACUUCACAGAUUUGAUCGACCAGGUUUUAGCAGAGGAUGACUUAGACAAUGAUGGCUACCUGAGCUAUGUAGAAUACGUGGUGGGCCGAAAGAAAGACCAAGAUAAGAGAAACGCGGGAUUAAACAGACGAUAAAAAUGGAAUAAAUAUUUUUUCACAAUUGUUAUCACGUCUUCUAUUAUUCGUUUUCACCUAUAGUGAGGCCACGUUAUACUGGCAGUAUUCUAUUAACAUUGAUAUUGCUAUCCUUGUCUAUCAUUCGACAUAGCAGAUAACACUAUCCUUUUCCAGCUCUGCAACUAUUCCAGUUUUUAAACAAUCUGGAAAUCCAAUCAAUUAACAAAAGUAUUUG
This is a messenger RNA of Nilaparvata lugens (brown planthopper), 979 nucleotides long. RefSeq names its product multiple coagulation factor deficiency protein 2 homolog. The transcript has 5 exons. Lineage: Eukaryota; Metazoa; Arthropoda; Insecta; Hemiptera; Delphacidae. The record is from RefSeq and is a predicted model, not a curated record. Bases 214 to 762 code for a protein of 182 amino acids.